Messenger RNA from Blastomyces gilchristii SLH14081, 525 nucleotides. RefSeq lists its product as uncharacterized. Bases 33 to 347 code for a protein of 104 amino acids. The transcript has a single exon. The record is from RefSeq and is a predicted model, not a curated record. Lineage: Eukaryota; Fungi; Ascomycota; Eurotiomycetes; Onygenales; Ajellomycetaceae.
CCCAGACACACGCACACACAAAAACACACAUCAUGGAACAGAGCAGUGGUAAGUGGCACAAUUGGGCACAAUUGGAAGCCACUCUUAAGAGCCCAAGGGCUUCAAUGCAAGACAUAAGCUUCUUUAAGCCUUUGAACUGCACCACAACAUUAGAAAAGGUGGCUCAGCGGAUCGGACAUCAACUCCACGGGUACAGAAAUUCGGACACAAGCCAAAAUUUUCAGUUAGGUCCGGGUAGAUACAUGGAUGAAGAAAUCGAAUUCUGCCCGCGAUGGCAGCGCCUCUCCGUUUGUGAAAAGGGUUCGCUGAUAAUGCUCGUGGAUCUUCCAUCUGAGCGAGGGGCGUGAGCUGGAUCGACUUGGUGAGAUUCAUGUUCCCGGAGUUAAAUAAUAUUAAAAAAAAUACGUACACCCAGUUAAGCAUGUUGGUAGAGAUUGGCCUACGUUAGUAAAUAAGAAUUCACAUAAACUAUGAAUGAAACAAUGAUACUGGAGAGUCUAUGGAUAAUAUUUCUGUGAAGCGAAG